GAUAGGACUAACCCAACACUAGGCGUUGAGAAGGAACUAGGAAAAUGGGGAACACGUCAACAAAAGCGGGCGUUGUUGUUUGGGGUAACGCUGAUGGUUGCACGGUGGAUGAAAAAUCUACUACUGGACCACGUCUGAUCGAGGCUUUGAGGCAUGUACACGUCAAGGUUCUGGUCUGUGGCGGACACCAUACAUGCGCCCUCUCGGAUAACAACGAUGUAUACACCUGGGGCAGCGGCAGAAGUGGAGAAUUGGGUAUUGGCUUCCCUUCUCGCAAAUAGACCAGGACUUGAUCAAUACUUCAGUCUGUCGUUCUUGAGAAGAACACUACUUCCUGCUCUAUGUAAGUAGUGUUUAUCAAGAAUGCCUCCGCCUCCCUGCUUACUUUCAACUCGCGCUAUGAUUUCUGCCAUGGUCUACUCGCUCUAAGACUUCAACAGAUUCAUCAUCUUUCACCAGGUCAUGGCGAUGCGGUGCUGGAGAUGCAGUUGCCAAAGAGUAUUCGGUCACUUAGUUCAAAGGGAAUUCGACAGAUAGCAUGUGCCGAGCACCAUACCGCCGCAGUAUCUGACGCGGGUGUUCUCUACACUUGGGGCAGAGGACAGAACGGACGCCUCGGACACGGUUGCAAGUCGGACGAAUUCAGUCCCAAAGCGGUGGAGACACUUUUUGGUUACGCCCCUUGACAUUACCUGUUAUGAUUAGACUUUCGCUGUAGAUGAUGACUAUAAUUAUUCAAAUCACGUUCUCGGUGAAGCCAAAUAAAGUUGGAUUUGUUAUAAGUAUAUAAUAUCAGGAGUUCUCUUACUGAAACCCUCUCUAACGUGUGCACUUUGUAACGCAUGUGAGCUGCGGAGACUUCCAUACCGCGUGUGUAGCUGCCGACGUGGAGGAUAGCGUCACCGGAUUCCACGCAACCACCGGCUCUGCACAUGUCGCUGGCGGAGGUAGCAGCAGCGGAGCCGGUGGCAACCCCUCACUUGCAGGCAGCGCUGCGUCUGGCGGGGCCGCGGUGGUGUCAGGUGUUGCGAAUGCGGGAGCGGUGAGUAGUCUCGUGUAUUCGGGCGCAGCGUCCGUCCCGCAGCCACCGCGGGCAACCUCAUCAGCAUUGAAUAACGCAGGCCGAGCGCCGCAGAUGCACGGCUCCGCAACAGGUGUUGGCGGCAACAGUAUCCUCGGCGGCAGCACCUCUUCCGCGAACGCGCGAGGGCCAAGCUCCCAACAUCAGAGCAAUAAAGUGAUCUACACAUGGGGCUUGGGACUCAGCGGGCGGCUCGGGCAUGGCGAUGAGGCAGACCGAGCAGUGCCGAUGCCAGUUGCCAACCUCGGAGAUGGCGUUGUUGAGUGCGGAGGCCAUCACUCCGCUUUUGUGACCGCACAACUAGGUCAAAUCUACACCUGGGGUGGUGGUGCCUUCGGCAAGCUAGGACAUGGAGACAAAGAAUCGUGUUUGCAACCUGCGUUGGUGCAGUCUUUCACCUGCAACUACUCUUAUGUAUGAUCAUUUCGUUGAAUCGCGAUGAAUUUACAGAGACAUUGAUUUCUUGAGAGCAGGUAAAAAAGAUCAUCUCAAAAUUGAAAUUCAGACUCGAUGUAAGAGUAAGCUAGUGUUCACAAUCACAGACACACACAGCGUCCGCACAUUAUCACCUAGAGACUUGUUCUAAGAUCAGAACUCAACAUCCGACGUAGGCAGGGGACACAUGAUCCAGUGCGUUCUCGGUUCACAGCAUAGUAUGUGUCUCUCGAACCGUGGCGAGGUUUUUACAUGGGGGCAAGCAGGACGUUUGGGCCACGCUCUGAGCGAGAUGGACGAAGUACUACCGCGACAGGUCAUGGCGCUCGCGCAAGUAUUCGCUGUUCAGGUACUUCUUACUCGACUUAUAUUAUAUAUAAAUAUAAAUGUGGUGGGAAUCAUAAUAUUGCGCUUGCCCGCUAGGGACGGUGGUCUAGAGUCGGUGCGAGCACCCGCCCCCCCUGUGUCCUCUACCAAGGAUUUGGAGGGUGGGACACCAAGGGCUGUAGCAUCUAAGAGUUAAUUUUCUAUACCUAUUUGAAUUAGUUCUUUCUUUUCUCUCGACCGAUACUACGAGUGCUGAGAGCGUCAUGUCCCACACCUCACGACCUGCUGGUGUACACCUUGCUGCAAUAUCAGGGACAACGACGGACAUCUAAUCUAGCCUUCAUUUCAUCUUGCGCUUGCCUUACAAAUGCAGAGGGAAUAUGUUGCAUCUGCACUCUAUCGGUGAUGACUGAGUUUCGUCCAUUAUGAUGUUCUGGCUGUUUGCACGUCUGAACAUGAACCCUUUGUAUUUUCAUUUCGUCCAUAAUCAAGAAUCAAAUUUUGUUUUUGUCUUGCACUGGUACUGCCUAAAGCCAGGUAAGCUGUGGACAUUCGCAUUGCGCAGUAGUGAGCGAUCGUGGCGAUGUCUGGGCGUGGGGUACGAGUCGCGCCUAUGGUCACACCGACACCAAAAUCCCGCCAAACGUGCCGACGCAAGUGCGCGUACUCACAGGGAAAGCCGUGGUCGCUGUCUCGUGCGGAAUUUCGCAUACCGUGGCGCUUUCCGACCAGAACCUAUUCGCAGACAAGCUCAUGUUUCGUAACGCGCAGAAGGAGGCGGCGCAGCGUGAGCAACAGCAGUACCUCUCUGGCGAAGAUGUUGAGAGUGGCCGUAUGAACAGGCCUAAUCCAAAUUUCCUACGUGGGGGUCGAGGGCAGUCUCUUCCAAGCAGUGCCGCGACACGAAAGGCAGGGUCGUCCGCCCUAGGACCACAACAACACACUUCGGGACUGUACCCACCUGGUGCGGGACUACUUGAUCACGGAGGUUAUACAGGCGAUGUGGAUGGCGUUUCUCCGGCUGCUGGUGGCCUAAGUUCUACCACUGGAGUUAGUAGAUGGCCGUCCACGCGGCUGCAGAAAAGUAGCAGCCAGACCCAGAGGGAUCAGCUUCUGGCGGACCGUGACAAUCGCUAUUCACGUGAUAGAUCAGCGAAAGAGUUGAGCGGGACGAAGGCAGGAGAUUCGGAGGGUGGAGUAGGCAAGAUGAAGGGCGAGGUGGAUCUGACACAGCAUGUUUUUCUGUCGGAUGAACUAAAAUCGUACCAAAAUUUGGCUUUGCGACUCACAAAACAGUUACAAGAUGCUUAUUCUAAGAUUUUCGAUCUGCAAAGCGAGAACUCUUUCCUCAAAUCAGAACUGGAAGUCAUGCACCAUAACUCUAGGCAACCCACAUGAAAAAGUAAAAGAUUUAUAUAUUCAACACUGUAGUUCCGACUGUACCCCAUGUGCAAGUUUUCAUCUGAUCCUGACAUAGCUACUUUGGACUAUAAUGUCAACAUGAUCAAUCUCUCUUCCUAGAAGAAUUUUCUGAAAAAAAACUUCAACAUUUUGCUGAUUGAGUGGUCUACUCUAUACGAAGAGUAAGCGCUAG
Amoebophrya sp. A25 is the source of this 3437-nucleotide messenger RNA. The record is from the annotation of a GenBank genome assembly. NCBI's taxonomy places the organism in Eukaryota, Dinophyceae, Syndiniales, Amoebophryaceae.